ACCCCUCCGAGGAGCGUUGAACACUGAUUAAGCAGCAGUGGUUGCAGUUUGAUUGUCUUUCGUCGUGGCCGUCGGAAUUUAGUGCAGGAAGGAAGUAAUUGGAGAUAAAGAAAACGAGUUGUCUCUGACAUUGUCUUGGAAGCGAGAAGCGGAAGAAAAAGGAGUUUAGGUCAAGGUUGUGAGAAAGAAGAGAGGAGAAUCAAUGGAAGACGGUGAGAUAGAAGAGGGAUCAAUAGGUGGUGUAGAGGAAGAGGAGCAUUCCUCAGAGCCUCACAAGUCGGAGGAAUCGCCCUACGAAAUCUUGCGCAACAGCAAGGCUUUCGUAGAGAACAUCGUCGCCGACAUACUCUCCAUUAAAAAAGACCGAAAACCUAAACAACAUCUUCGGGAUCUCGCUACUCAGAUGUUCUUACACUUCAUCACUCUUCGCCAGGCAAAUCGCUCUAUCUUGCUAGAGGAAGACCGCGUCAAAACCGAAACGGAGCGUGCCAAGGCGCCGGUGGAUUUCACUACGCUGCAGCUUCACAACCUCAUGUACGAGAAAAACCACUAUGUUAAGGCGAUAAAGGCCUGCAAAGACUUCAAAUCGAAAUAUCCUGACAUUGACCUUGUUCCGGAGGAGGAGUUUUUCCGCGACGCUCCACAAGAUAUCAAGGACUCCGUUUUGUCGAACGACGCUGCGCACAAUCUCAUGCUCCGGAGGCUCAAUUUCGAGCUAUUCCAGCGUAAAGAACUCUGCAAACAUCAUGAGAAGCUGGAACUGCAGAAGAAAAUCCUCUUGCAGACUAUUGCAAACCGAAAGAAAUUCCUGACAAGUCUCCCAUCACAUCUCAAAUCUCUUAAGAAGGCCUCCUUGCCUGUACAAAACCAGCUCGGACUUCAUCAUACUAAGAGAUUAAAGCAGCAUCAUUCUGCAGAGUUACUUCCUCCAGCCCUAUACGUGAUUUACUCACAGUUGUUGGCUCAAAAGGAGGCCUUUGGAGAACCCAUUGAUCUGGAGAUUAUAGGAAGCCUGAAAGAUGCUCAAGCUUUUGCUCGUCAACAGGCUCACAAGGACAAUGACAAUUCCACUACAGUGGAGAGUUCCAAAUUGGAAGACGAUGCUCCUGAUGAAGAAGAAGAUGGUCAGAGACGGAGGAAAAGGCCACGGAGGGUUCAAGCAAAGGAGAGCCUUGACCAGGGGGGAAUAUUUCAAGUUCACCCACUUAAAAUCAUUAUCCAUGUGUACGAAGAUCAGCAUUCUGAUUCAAAAUCUUCCAAACUUACCUUAAGGUUUGAGUAUUUGGUGAAGUUGAACGUUGUAUGUGUUGGAAUAGAAGGUUCUAAUGAAAGUCCGGAGAAUGAUAUAUUAUGUAAUUUAUUCCCUAAUGAUACGGGACUUGAGCUUCCACAGCAGUCUGCCAAACUCUUUGUUCAAGAGGCUAUAGCAUUCAAUACUCUAAGAACUUCACGUCCUUACAAAUGGGCUCAGCACUUGGCGGGGAUUGAAUUCUUGCCUGAGGUGUCUCCCUUACUUCUUACUGACGACAAUGGAGCAGCGAAGAAUGAAAAUGUUAUAUCUGGUCUUUCACUAUAUCGCCAGCAGAACCGAAUAUCGACAGUUCUGCAGAGAAUUCACGAUAGAAGAAAAGCUCAAUUGGCUCUUCUGGAACAGCUAGAAUCUCUCGCAAAGCUUGACUGGCCUCGUUUGUCCUGCAGAAGUAUUCCUUGGGCUUUUCACACUCCGUUGUGCAAUUUGGAUAGUUGGUCACCAGUAAGACUUCCACCUGUACCUAGAGAGUCCUCAUCUCCUACUGUCAUCGAUGAAGAGGAGCAUGUACAGGAACCAAUGGAUGCUGAUGUAAAUGAACGUUCUGAUGUCACAAAAGCAGAACCUGAGAGUAUUACAGAAGAUGGGGAGCUUCCAACUUUGCUUCCUAACAUGUCCAAGCUUGACCAUUCCACACAGCUGAACUUAAUUUCUAAAAGUAUCCUUCCUCCACUCAAUAAAAUCAGGUCACAGAGUUUCAAAAAGUUUGAUGACAGUUCUGAUUUCUUGCUGGAUACUGAAAGUGAUCUAGAUGAACCAGCGCAGACUGAACUAGAACAUGAAAAUACAUUAUCCAAUUACCAUGACAGAAAUUCUGUAUCAUGGAUGGAUCAUGGACUCAAGGAAUUUUGUUUGGUUCUUUGCAGAAAAAUCAGUGCAGAUGAGAACAAUGUGAAUUUAGAAGCUAAGAUAAAGAUCAGUAUGGAAUAUCCUCUAAGGCCUCCUCUUUUUGCAUUGAGCGUUCGCUGUAUAUCUUCUGGGCAAAAGAGUGAUAAGUUAGGAUUAGAGUGGUAUAAUGAACUCCGUGCAAUGGAAGCAGAGGUCAAUCUACACAUACUGAGGAUGCUACCUGUCAAUCAACAAAAUUAUGUACUGGCUCAUCAAGUUAGUUGUCUUGCUAUGUUGUUCGACUAUUAUUUGGAUGAGGCAUUCCCAUCGUCUGAAAGGACAAAUUGUACUUCCGUGGUUGAUGUUGGUUUAUGUAAGCCUGUUACUGGUCGAUUCCUGGGUAGAUGUUUUAGAGGAAGGGAUCGCAGGAAGAUGAUCUCCUGGAAAGACAUGAAACUCAAUUUCAGCUGUCCCCAAUAGUUGUAGGUUCUUGUCUGUUGUUUACAAAGACAUGAAGACUUCCCGCCAAACUGUCUCAAACAGUAAUUCUCAGCUCUGGAGAUGAGAAAUGGAUGCAAUAGAAUGUGGUGUGAAUUUUUACUGUUGCAAGCAUAUGAUCGUACCACUAAUAUAUGCGUUCAUCCAGCCAUAUUACAACAUUGUUCUUGGCUCGUAGAACAAGAGAAAUGGCGAAGACACUGAUAGAAUUUUGAUGGGUUCAUUUCAGCUGUUGACUUUUUGUUAUUAUUAUAUGAUUUGAUUUCUGGCGAAUGCAGCUAGUUCGGUUUCAGUAUAUUGAAUUUAUAUUAGUUUUACAUUACUGAGGUCUCCUUCGUAGUGAAUGUAGUAUUUUCUUGUAUUGAUUACUGUGAUAGGAACCCAGUUCAAGAGGAACAGAAGAUUGUAUGAUUGAUUGAAAACAAAAGCAAUUACAGAAGAUAUCCCCAUGUCA
Molecule: messenger RNA, 3089 nt
Organism: Vigna angularis (adzuki bean)
Lineage: Eukaryota; Viridiplantae; Streptophyta; Magnoliopsida; Fabales; Fabaceae
Product: THO complex subunit 5B
Exons: 8
Coding region: 203-2617 (804 amino acids)
Biological process (GO): mRNA export from nucleus; positive regulation of DNA-templated transcription, elongation
Cellular component (GO): THO complex part of transcription export complex
Molecular function (GO): mRNA binding
Source: RefSeq, a predicted model, not a curated record